CUUUUAAAGACCUGGUCAAGCAAGACGCGCAGAGGUUGACCGCAGAGUUACCCCAAGAUCAGGUGCGCGUUGCCCCACACAGGUGCAUUCCUGUCUGGAAUUUUGAGACAGGUCGGUCACGCUUCCUCUAUAAAUACAGAUCCCGGGUCAUGUGUGACGCAGAGCUGAUGUUCACGAACGGACAAGAUGCAGUCCCGUCAAUCUGAUGAGAAGAAGGGCAUCCCCGCACCGGACGGGUGCUUCCUCAUGUGGCACGACUACAUGGAUCUGCGGAGAACCCUAUCGGAGCUGUUCAAGGGAGAACCCGACGGUGAUGCUGCGAGGUGGGAUCGAGGCGUCGUGAAACCCCGCCCCCGGAGCCAGGGCAUCGGUUCCGCGGGCAGCAGCGUGUCGUCGAACCCGGACCAGCGGAACUCCCGCGACACCUGCGGCUUCUGCAAGCAAAACGGAGAGAGUUUGGAGAUUUACACGAGCCACAGACUUAAGAGCAGAGACGGACAGGUCAUCUGCCCGAUCUUGAGGAACUACGUGUGUCCUUUCUGCUCGGCCACAGGGGACCGGGCGCACACCCGGCAGUACUGCCCCGUGAGGAACAACCAUCAUCACAUGAAAGAACACUGAGACACUGUUUGCUUUGGAUGUCAACAUGUGAGUUUGUGGGGCUCUGUUUCAGACGUGUUUAUAUAAAUAUGUAUGUUCAAAUACAUCAUUGUUCAUUGUUUAAGUUAUCGGUUACAAAUGAAUAUA
Molecule: messenger RNA, 747 nt
Organism: Triplophysa dalaica
Lineage: Eukaryota; Metazoa; Chordata; Actinopteri; Cypriniformes; Nemacheilidae
Gene: nanos2
Product: nanos homolog 2
Exons: 1
Coding region: 187-621 (144 amino acids)
Biological process (GO): negative regulation of translation; oogenesis
Cellular component (GO): perinuclear region of cytoplasm
Molecular function (GO): mRNA binding; zinc ion binding
Source: RefSeq, a predicted model, not a curated record